This is a messenger RNA of Medicago truncatula (barrel medic), 3548 nucleotides long. Its product is annotated as retinoblastoma-related protein. Gene Ontology annotation, molecular function: RNA polymerase II transcription regulatory region sequence-specific DNA binding. Gene Ontology annotation, biological process: negative regulation of G1/S transition of mitotic cell cycle; cell differentiation; regulation of transcription by RNA polymerase II. Gene Ontology annotation, cellular component: chromatin; nucleus; transcription regulator complex. NCBI's taxonomy places the organism in Eukaryota, Viridiplantae, Streptophyta, Magnoliopsida, Fabales, Fabaceae. The coding region runs from base 179 to 3256 and encodes 1025 amino acids. The transcript has 17 exons. The record is from RefSeq and is a predicted model, not a curated record.
AAUAUGUUUAUUCUCUUUUCGUGAGUUUCUGAGAUUUCUCUGUUCUUAUUCCCCCCUUUCCUUCAUCCUAGGGUUUCUCAAUUUCACACCUAAAUUGCGAUUCCUUGUCAAAAUUCACCCAAUUUUCGCUCGAAUUAGGGUUUCUACUCACUCGAUCUGUGUGAAUUAGGGUUCUUUCAUGAGUCCUUCAGCUGAAACGGAGAUGGAAGAUACUAAGCUUUCUGUUGUCGAAAAUGGUGACCAAGCUGUUUCUCGUUUUGCUGAGUUUUCAAAGAAUGAGCUAGCAUUGGAUGAGAAAAGCUGUAAAGAAGCAAUGGAUCUGUUUGGAGAAACCAAACAUCUUCUCAUGGCAAAUGUUUCAUCAAUGGGAAAUGGAACGAUAGAAGAAGCAGAGCGGUACUGGUUUGCUUUUAUUUUAUACUCUAUCAAGAGGCUGACUCAGAAAAAUGAGGAAAGUGAAAAAGAAGAGAUUGAGAAUACCGGUCUUACCUUGUGUCGAAUAUUGAGAGCAGCAAAGCUUAACAUUGCAGAUUUUUUUAAAGAACUUCCUCAGUUUGUUGUCAAAGCUGGUCCAAUUUUAAGCAAUCGAUUCGGCUCUGAUUGGGAAAACAAGCUUGAGGCAAAAGAGAUGCAUGCUAACACUAUUCACCUGAAGAUUCUUAGCAAGUAUUAUAAGCGUGUAUUUGAAGAGUUCUUCGUGUCAACUGAUGCAAAUGUUGAAAAUAAGUCGUCUGUUACGGGCCGUGUAUCUGAGUGCCAUCGUUUUGGAUGGUUACUUUUCUUGGCCCUUCGUGUACAUGCUUUCAGCCGUUUUAAAGACUUGGUGACUUGCACCAAUGGUUUAAUUUCUAUCAUGGCUAUCCUAAUUAUUCAUGUUCCGGCUCGUUUUCGGAAUUUCAACAUUCACGACUCUGCACGCUUUGUUAAGAAAAGCAGUAAAGGUGUGGACCUCCUUGCUUCACUUUGCAACAUAUAUAACACUUCAGAAGAUGAGUUGAGGAAAACCAUGGAGCAAGCCAAUAAUUUAGUAGCAGAUAUAUUGAAGAAGACGCCCUGUUUGGCAUCUGAAUGUGAAACUGAAAACCUAGAGGAUUUUGAUAAAGAUGGUUUGACUUAUUUUAAAGAUCUCAUGGAGGAAUCAUCUCUGGCGUCUAGUUUGAAUAUCUUAGAAAAUGAUUAUGAUCAAAUGACUCGCAACAAGGGUGAACUGGAUGAAAGGUUAUUCAUUAAUGAGGAUGACAGCCUGCUAGCUUCAGGAAGUUUGUCUGGAGGUUCUUCAGUUUCAGCAGGAGGUGUAAAGAGGAAAUAUGAUUUGAUGAUGUCACCCGCCAAGACCAUUACAAGUCCACUUUCACCCCAGCGCUCUCCUGCAUCCCAUGCUAAUGGCAUUCCAGGUAGCGCAAAUUCAAAGAUUGCUGCCACCCCUGUAAGCACAGCAAUGACUACUGCAAAGUGGCUUCGAACUGUCAUUUCUCCACUUCCAUCAAAGCCGUCACAAGAGCUAGAGCGAUUCUUGACUUCAUGCGACAGAGAUAUUACUAGUGAGGUAGUACGCAGAGCACAGAUUAUAUUACAAGCUAUAUUUCCUAGUAGUCCCCUUGGCGACCGAUGUGUAACUGGAAGCCUGCAAAGUGCUAAUCUCAUGGACAAUAUAUGGGCCGAACAACGAAGAUUAGAAGCCAUGAAGUUAUACUAUAGGUUGUUGGCAACAAUGUGCCGAGCAGAAGCUCAAAUACUUGGCAACAAUUUAACUUCACUGCUCACUAAUGAGAGGUUCCAUAGGUGUAUGCUUGCAUGUUCUGCAGAAUUAGUCCUGGCUACUCACAAGACUGUGACAAUGUUGUUUCCUGCUGUACUGGAGAGGACUGGAAUAACAGCUUUUGAUCUUAGCAAGGUGAUAGAAAGUUUCAUUAGAUAUGAAGAAUCUCUCCCAAGAGAAUUGAGGCGACAUCUUAAUUCAUUGGAGGAACGGCUUUUGGAGAGCUUGGUAUGGGAAAAAGGUUCUUCGAUGUAUAAUUCAUUAGCAGUCGCUAGACCUGCCCUUUCUGCAGAAAUCAAUCGGCUUGGUAUGUUAGCCGAACCAAUGCCAUCAUUAGAUGAAAUUGCAAUGCAAAUUAACUUCUCUUGUGGAGGACUGCCUCCUGUGCCUUCCUUGCCUAAGCCUGAGACUUUGCCUGCUCAAAAUGGGGAUAUGAGAUCACCAAAGCGGCUCUGUACAGAGAAUCGAAAUGUUUUAGUGGAACGAAAUUCUUUUACUUCACCGGUGAAAGAUCGGCUUCUUCACUUAAGCAACCUUAAAUCAAAACUACUCCCACCUCCUUUGCAAUCAGCAUUUGCCAGUCCAACAAAGCCGAAUCCAGGAGGUGGAGGAGAAACAUGUGCAGAAACUGGGAUCAGCGUCUUUUUUAGCAAGAUUGUUAAGUUGGGAGCAGUCAGAAUAAGCGGAAUGGUUGAAAGGCUACAAUUAUCUCAGCAGAUAAGGGAGAAUGUAUACUCUCUUUUCCAGCGAAUCCUAAAUCAAUGGACAUCUCUCUUCUUCAACCGUCAUAUUGACCAAAUCAUUUUGUGUUGCUUCUAUGGAGUAGCAAAGAUUUCACAACUGAACCUAACUUUUAGGGAGAUUAUAUACAACUACAGAAAGCAACCACAAUGCAAGCCACAGGUUUUCCGUAGUGUAUUUGUUGACUGGUCGUCGGCACGCCGUAAUGGGGGAUCUAGACAUAGAACAGGACAGGAGCACAUCGAUAUCAUUUCAUUUUACAACGAAGUUUUUAUUCCCUCUGUAAAGCCACUUCUGGUUGAACUUGGCCCUGGUGGAGCAACUGUGAGAAGUGAUCAAGUACCCGAAGCUAACAACAAAAAUGACGGCCAUUUAGUUCAAAAUCCGGGAUCUCCUAGAAUAUCACCUUUCCCAAGCCUUCCUGAUAUGUCCCCUAAAAAAGUGUCUGCCGCACACAAUGUGUAUGUGUCUCCAUUACGGUCAUCUAAGAUGGAUGCUCUAAUUUCACAUAGCUCCAAAAGCUAUUAUGCAUGUGUUGGGGAGAGCACUCAUGCCUAUCAGAGCCCUUCAAAAGAUCUGACUGCCAUAAACAAUCGGUUAAACAGCAACCGGAAAGUAAGAGGACCCCUCAAGUUUGAUGACGUCGAUGUGGGCUUGGUUAGCGACUCUAUGGUUGCAAACAGCCUCUAUCUGCAGAAUGGAAGUUCCGCGUCAUCAUCGGGUGCACCGUUGAAGUCUGAGCAACCUGACUCUUAAAUUGAAUGAUGUGUACAUUCUACUUGUCUCUUUUCUGAUACUGAGUUCAUACUAGGUGUUGGUGGCUUUUGAGACAAGGGGCUAUGUACGAGCGGUGGGAUUGUAGAAUGCCGCCUCUAACCCUUUGUACUUUUGGUGUAUUGUUAGUUUUUAGUGCAAAUUGUAGGUCUUACUUUCAAAUAGUUAAAACAAUAAAAUGUUUUCCUUUGGUAGAUUAAACACAAUCUUUCUCAUUUUUAAAAGGAAACUAAACUCAGAAUAAUGCUGAGAAAUAAGAUAUGUUUACAACUCA